Messenger RNA from Tripterygium wilfordii, 3347 nucleotides. RefSeq names its product F-box protein SKIP2-like. The record is from RefSeq and is a predicted model, not a curated record. The coding region runs from base 325 to 1866 and encodes 513 amino acids. The transcript is spliced from 4 exons. Gene Ontology annotation, biological process: SCF-dependent proteasomal ubiquitin-dependent protein catabolic process. NCBI's taxonomy places the organism in Eukaryota, Viridiplantae, Streptophyta, Magnoliopsida, Celastrales, Celastraceae. Gene Ontology annotation, cellular component: SCF ubiquitin ligase complex. Gene Ontology annotation, molecular function: protein binding.
ACUUCCAUGUGGGGUCACAAGUAAUCAAUUUCGACGGAAGUUGAUCAAAUCAGCAUCAACCACCUAGUAAUGAUUAUACACGCAAAACCUUGCAUCCCGAGAAAAAGCUCAAUUAAACGUGUCGACGAAUGCACCGGUCGGCUUCGCCGAUUGCGACUCAGACACGCACCCACCCGCUUUGACGGGGCAUGCAAUUCCUGUGAUUCACCCCCCACCCCCUUAUAAUCCUCUCUCUAGUCUCUCCAACUCUUACAUCGUCAUUCGCUGCACCACACGCUCUUCGUUUUUCUUGGAAGAGGCGCGUGUUAUUUACUUUCUGCCUUAAUGGGCCAGUCAUCUUCCACCACCGCGGAAGUUAACAUCGGAGAAUUCUCCAAGUCCAUGAGCGAUCGAUUUUUAUCAUCGCCGAUUGUGUCGCGCGAUGCGGUGGAGAAAGCCGGGGAUUGGGACUUGUCGUCGAAUAUUCCCGAUGAGUGUUUGGCUUACAUUUUCGAUUUCCUCUGUGACGGAGAUCGGAAGCGGUGUUCGGUUGUUUGUCGGCGGUGGCUCCGGGUUGAAGGAAAUAACCGUUGCCGAUUGUCCCUUAAUGCUCAGAGCGAAAUCCUUUCGUAUCUGCCUUCGUUGUUUACUCGGUUCGACUCGGUCACGAAACUAGCUCUUCGUUGUGACCGCAAAUCUGUUAGUUUAAACGAUGACGCUUUGAUUCUCAUCUCGCUGCGAUGCAGAAACCUCAUUCGUCUCAAGCUCCGUGGCUGCCGUGAGCUCACCGAUCUUGGUGUCGCCACUUUUGUGCAGAAUUGCAAGGGCUUGAAGAAGCUUUCCUGCGGCUCUUGCACGUUUGGUGCCUCGGCCAUGAAUGCGGUCCUACAGCACUGCACAGGUCUUGAGGAGCUUUCAGUGAAGAGGCUCGGUGGAUUAUUUGAUGGAGCCGAGUCCAUCGUGCCCGGUUCCACAGCUUCCCCGCUGAAAUCGAUCUGCUUGAAGGACCUUGUGAAUGGGCAGUGCUUCGAAUCACUGGUAAUCGGAUCUAAAAAUCUAAAGUCGUUGAAGAUCAGUCAUUGCUUGGGCAACUGGGAUAAAGUCCUUGAAAAUAUAGCCUGUAAAAGCAAUUCUUUGACUGAGAUUCACCUGGAGAGGCUGCAAGUGAGUGAUAUUGGCUUUUCGGCAAUUGCAAAAUGCUCCAGUAUAGAAAUCUUGCAUAUUGUUAAAGCUCCAGAAUGCUCGAAUGUGGGGCUUGUUUGUGUGGCAGAGAAAUGCAAGAAAUUGAGGAAACUUCACAUUGAUGGAUGGAGAACUAAUAGGAUAGGCGAUGAGGGUUUAAUUGCUAUAGCCAAACACUGUUCUAAUCUAGUAGAACUUGUGUUGAUCGGUGUUAAUGCCACUCAUUUGAGCUUGGCUACUAUUGCUGCUAAUUGCCAAAAGCUUGAAAGAUUAGCUCUUUGUGGUAGCAGCACAAUUGGUGAUGCAGAGAUUGUGUGCAUUGCCACAAAAUGCAUGAAACUUAAGAAGCUUUGUGUCAAGGGAUGUGCCAUUUCGAACAUUGGAGUCAAAGCCCUAGGCUCUGGCUGUCCUGAUUUGGUGAAGGUUAAGGUCAAGAAAUGCAGAGCAGUCACUAGUGAAAUUGCUGAUUGGUUACAGGAGCGUAGAGGGCCUGUGAUUGUAAAUUUUGAUGUUGUUCAAUAUGAAACCUUGGAUGCUAUUGUUGGCGGUUAUGGAAUGCAGGAUAAUGUUGUGGAGCUGGCAACAAUGGCUGGCCAAGUAAUAGUUGAAGAUGCUUCUACUAGUAAUGGUCGAUUAGCAUUAAUAAUGACAAAACUAGGACUUUUUGCUAGCAGGAAUUUGGUGGCAUGCGCCUUCAGGAGGUGAUCGAACAGUGAUGAUAGCUUCAUUGAAUGGUUUGGUGGUGUCAUGUAUGCAAUAAGAAAACUCCUGCUUUGUUCCUCAACUUGGCAUCGGUCCUGGAUCGUGUCAUUUGGAUCCUAUUUGGAGAUUAGCGGGAUGAAGUCUGGUUGCAGAGUUUCUUAAAAGAGCUGAGCAUAACUGAGGACAUUCUCUACAGUGACAGUCAGAGUGCUAUCUACUAUCAGUUGCAUGAUUAUGAUAUGUGCAUUGCCAAAAAUGAAGAAGCUCUUCGACUUGAGCCGCGUUUUGCUGAGUGUUAUGGAAAUAUGGCGAAUGCUUGGAAGGUAAUUAUGCAAUUAAUGAAAUAACUGUUGGACUUGUUGAAGCUUUUACUUGGAGGGAACGGACACGGUUGUCAUUGCCACAUUUAUGCAGGAAAAAGGAGAUAUUCCUUACCAAGAAUCCGACAUUUCAUGAAAGAUAAUUCAGAUCAGGUACCAUUUUAUUCAGCAUUUACUUGGUGAUGGACAGUUGAUGUUUGAGAAGAUAAAUGGUAGUGAGAAUCUCGCGGAUAUGUUGACCAAGGGUGUCACGAUUGAUAUGCUGAAGUUGUGCACAACUUGUAAGAGUUGCAGUGUGACUGCUUCUUGAUUGAAGUUCAUGGUUAUCGGUGUUUGAUGAAGCCAGUCUUCAAGUGGGAGAAUUGUUGAGUUGAAGGCCGCCUUUAUUGGGAGGACAGUUUUGUAAAGUCACUUGGGAUAUAAAUAGAUGUUUGUUUUAGGUAUUCCUAUUAUUUUGUUUCUUCCUAAAGUAGUGAAAUCUCUACAACUUCAUGGACGUAGGCACAUUGUCGAACUACAUAAAUAUUGUGUUUGUUAAUUUUCAUGCUCUUAAUUCUGUUGUUUGCAUCGUUCAACCCAUAAGUGAAACAUUGUGAAGCUAUAUGGUCUCUUCUACCACCACGGAUCCAAUCUACUUCUUUAGUUCUUUACGAGCAUGUGGCGAGGGGUAGUCUUGGUGAAUUGCUUCAUGGAGCAUCUUAUACUCUUGAUUGGCCAAUGAGGUUUACCAAGCUCAUGUUGGGGAAUUUGGUUUAGGGAAGGUCAUUGACAUGCCACAAUCAAAAUCCAUGUCAGCCGUUGCAGGUUCUUAUAGCUACAUUGCUCAGAGUAUGCAGUACACCAUGAAAGUUACAGAGAAAUGCGAACAUUUAUAGCGACGGGGUAGUCCUUUUGGAGUUGCCGAGAGGAAGAACGCCAGUACAGCCACUAAAUCAAGGCGGAGACCGUUUGACGCUGGUCAGAAAUUAUGUAGAGAAACAUUCAUUUUGUCAUCCGGGAAUACUUGAUCUGCACGACGAAGCUAUUGUUUCUCAUAUUAUUACUGUCACGAAAAUUACUUUGAUGUGCACAAGCAUGUUUCCAAAUGAGCGACCAACGAUGCGGGAGGAAGUUGUUUCCACGCUUAUUGAUCUCGUAAUUAAUUGUUUUUGACAUGUUCUACGA